UUGUCCACUGGAGAAUCACUGCCAGAUUGUGUCCAUAUGUGGGUGUGUGUUGUGAACUUACAAGAAAACAGACAGCUCAUAGAAAGCAGAGUAUUUCUUGCAGAAGAGUAUCUUCAGCCACUCAACCAUCAUGUCUCAAUCUGGUCAGGAAGAUGAACAAAUGCAACGUCCUGAAGUGAAAGAAGAGGACCUGACUAAAGCAAAGAGUCAACUUGGUAGUGGUGGGCCUGUGAAGAGCAAGACAUUUGAAGUGAUGGAGGAGUGUGAGAAGAUGGGAAAAGCGGCUCCCUCAGUGUUCAGUGGAGUGAAGUCGGGAGCAGAGACUGUUUUCAACACACGCUCAACUCGACCAGUGAGGAAGUAGAGGCAAACUUCCCUUCUAUGGCUGGAUGAAACCUGUUCCAUGUUAAAAAGUUUGUCUUUUUCCCACCGUAGUCCAGCUGAAAACUGAAUGACACAGCUUUAGUUUUGGUUUUUGCUUCAUGUUGCAAAUGUCCAGCUAAGGUAUAUCUACUGCCAAAGAACACCAAUUAGUAACUUAACUUCAAGAAAUGAACAUUUUGUUCCUGUGGUGGAACGUAACUAAAUUAAUUUAUUCAAGUAAAAUAUUUAGCUAUCAAUUAUUGUUUGAAUGUUUGCAUUUCUAAACGAUCAUUUAAUCAAUUGACCUAUAGUUUUUAAGUAGUAACACAAUAUUUUCUUGUGGUGCAAUAUUGUGGUUGAUACUUUUGAAUAAACUGUAAAAAAAACGUACUGUGUUGUGAAAUAU
Molecule: messenger RNA, 769 nt
Organism: Melanotaenia boesemani (Boeseman's rainbowfish)
Lineage: Eukaryota; Metazoa; Chordata; Actinopteri; Atheriniformes; Melanotaeniidae
Gene: mustn1a
Product: musculoskeletal, embryonic nuclear protein 1a
Exons: 3
Coding region: 131-364 (77 amino acids)
Biological process (GO): tissue regeneration; chondrocyte proliferation; chondrocyte differentiation
Cellular component (GO): nucleus
Source: RefSeq, a predicted model, not a curated record